CCACUCUAGAAGCCACAAACAACGUUUCAAAAUUUAAAAAAAAGUGUUUUUUUUUUCUUGAGCAAACGAGGUGGAAAUUUCAGCGGCGUGGAUCAAGUUGUGAUUUUUUUAUUAAAAAUAAGUUAAUAAUUAUAAAAAUAUCACCAUGAAGGCGAAAGGAGAUUUGAAGGAGUACGAAGUCAUCGGACGUAAGCUACCGAACCCUAAAUUAUUGAAUCCACCUCUGUACAAAAUGAGAAUCUUCGCUCCGGACAGAAUCGUAGCCAAAUCCAGAUUUUGGUAUUUCUUAGGUCAAUUGAAGAAAGUAAAAAAGACCACCGGAGAAAUUGUCCAUUUGAAAGAGAUUCCUGAACCAUCGCCGACCAAGAUUAAGAAUUUCGGUAUCUGGUUGAGAUACGAUUCUCGUUCUGGUACUCACAACAUGUACCGUGAAUAUCGUGAUGUUACAGUAGCCGGCGCUGUUACUCAGUGUUACAGAGAUAUGGGAGCUCGUCACAGAGCAAGAGCACAUUCGAUACAGAUCAUCAGAGUUGAACCUGUCGCCGCUAAAAGCUGUCGUAGACCGCAUAUUAAGCAGUUCCACGAUUCUAAAAUUUUGUUCCCGUUACCUCAUCGUGUACAAGGAAAACGUCAUGCUUACAACACAUUCUCUAUCAGAAGACCGAAAGCCUGCUUUUUGUAAUUUUAACUAACUUGAUUAUUCAAAUUUUAUAUUGUUAAACGCAAUAAAAUCCAUUAGGAACUUGGA
This is a messenger RNA of Planococcus citri (citrus mealybug), 748 nucleotides long. It is a transcript of the gene RpL18A, whose product is annotated as ribosomal protein L18A. The record is from RefSeq and is a predicted model, not a curated record. Gene Ontology annotation, biological process: translation. The coding region runs from base 146 to 682 and encodes 178 amino acids. NCBI's taxonomy places the organism in Eukaryota, Metazoa, Arthropoda, Insecta, Hemiptera, Pseudococcidae. Gene Ontology annotation, molecular function: structural constituent of ribosome. Gene Ontology annotation, cellular component: cytosolic large ribosomal subunit; ribosome. The transcript is spliced from 4 exons.